This is a messenger RNA of Linum trigynum, 1181 nucleotides long. The record is from the annotation of a GenBank genome assembly. Lineage: Eukaryota; Viridiplantae; Streptophyta; Magnoliopsida; Malpighiales; Linaceae.
GUAGUUUUCUUUUCUGUUGAUGAAUCUUGUUAUAUUUUUCAAUUGAAAACACGUUUAAUCCAACACACUUAGUCACAUAUCACCCAAAAAAUUUCUUUUUCAUAGAUAGUGGUUUCACAUAGAUAGAUAGUCACAUACCACCACCCUAAUUGGAGGCACAUAAAGUAUAACAAUUUAUCAAAAAAACACAGCGAAAAUUUGCAAAAGAUUCCGUGCCCAUAUUUGACGGUGACCGCCGGCAAUACUUUAUAGAGGAAAAGCUCGACCGUCGAUCAAGCGAUGGACGGCAUCUGUACUGACUGUGCACCAAGGGACCAAUGUACUGAUCAAUAUCGCGAGUACUAACGCGUACUAAUAUUCUCCCAUUGGGACUUGUUUGCGUCACGUUCUGGCAAACGCAAUUACGCAAUAGAUACAGAGAGAGAGAGGAGGAGAGUUGGACACAAAUACCGUUCUCCUUCCAGCCCCAAUUCGUUGCUAUAAAAUCCCCCAACUGCAACCUUUGAAAAUCAACGACAGAGGGAAAAGGAAAUAGAAGAGAACCAAGUCUUCGUUGCGAUCGUCUCAUCGGUUUCUCCUCUUUCCGUUGAAUAUCUUCUACAGAAACCAUGUCUCAGACCGUUGUGCUCAAGGUUGGAAUGUCCUGCGGGGGAUGCUCCGGGGCUGUGAAAAGGGUGUUGACCAAAAUGGAAGGGGUGGAGUCUUUUGACAUUGACAUGGAGCAGCAGAAAGUUACCGUGAAGGGAAAUGUGCAGCCGGAUGCGGUGUUCCAGACUGUGUCUAAAACUGGGAAGAAGACUGCAUUCUGGGAAGAAGCAGAAACAAAGCCCGCCGAGACAACCGAGGCUGCACCUGCUGCUCCUGCUCCUGCUCCUGCAGAAACAAAGCCUGCCGAGACCAAGACGGAGACUACUGUUACUGCUGCAUAGAUUGCUGGUCUGACUAAUAAUACAGUAGAGUUUAUUUACCUUGCCAUGGAAGUCGGGUUUCUGUACGGUUUGAUGAUGAAUGUGUUGUACUACUAAUGCUCUAUAGUGGUAGAUGUAAGCGGUACCCGUUGAUGAAAUGUAAGGGCCGACAAUAAUCGCCUCAGUUCUAUCUUUUUACGGUCUGAAGUUUGGGUUUUUGUUGUGAAGCAACGAUGUGUGGUGAACUAUUUCAAAUAUACUUGUUUGGGUUUG